This is a messenger RNA of Mycena citricolor, 3077 nucleotides long. Lineage: Eukaryota; Fungi; Basidiomycota; Agaricomycetes; Agaricales; Mycenaceae. The record is from the annotation of a GenBank genome assembly.
CAGCAUGCAACAAUACGGAAAAGAACGCGAUCUCGAAGAAGACUCGACAGAACACACCACAGAUCCUGGCUUCAUCACUUUCUUCAACAAACUCCCGGCAAAGUCGCCAGCGUCCGGAACGCUGCGUCUGUUCCACCGCAUCAGCGCCAACGGAGACUAUUACGGCGUGUACGGCCCCGAUGCGCGCUAUGUCGCAGAUACCGUGUUUCGCACUCAGACCGUGGUCAAAUACCUCGGGCCAGGCGGGAAAUCCGGGCUCCCGAGCCUCAACCUGCGCGCAUCCGUGGCGCUGACGCUUCUACGGGACUCUCUGACCUCCAAGCAGCUGCGGGUGGAGCUGUGGGAGCCGGAGCCUGGUCAAAGUGCGAAGAAGUGUAACAAGUUCGUGCUGGACAAGGAGGCCUCUCCAGGAAAUCUUCAGGCUGUCGAAGACCUUCUUUUUGGCGAUGCCGGGUCGGACUUGUCGACGCCACCCGUGGUCAUGGCCAUCAAAGUCGUGCCAACGACUGCCGCAGCUGGACGUGCUUUGGGGGUUGCGUUCGCCGAUCCGACUGUUCGCGAACUUGGGGUGGCAGACUUUGUCGAUAAUGAACUCUUCUCGAAUCUCGAGUCCCUGAUCAUCCAGCUAUCCGUGAAAGAAGCCAUCGUGGCCACAGGAACCGCUACGGGCACGACGGACCGUGACGUCGACUUGAACAAACUCAAAGGUGUGCUAGAACGAUGUGGGGUCGUCGUCACAGAACGUAAACCGAGCGAAUUCUCGUCGAAGAACAUCGCAGACGAUCUGCCACGGCUUUUAUCAGAGAAGACACUCGAAGCGUUCGGCGGAUCGGGGUCUUCUGCGGAUGCUACCCUCGUCAUCCCUCAGCUGGCUUUCACCAACGCGCCGUUUGCGCUGGCUGCGCUGAUCAAGUACCUCCAACUGCUCGGCGACGCUUCGAAUCUGGGCGCAUACUCUCUGCGGACGCAUGACUUGCAGCAGUUCAUGAAGCUAGAUGCGAGUGCUCUCCGGGCUCUGAAUCUCGUUGAGGCUGGCGGCUCAACGACGAAGAACACGACUUUGUUAGGACUGUUGAACAAAUGCAAAACGGCGCAGGGCACGAGGUUGUUAGGCAACUGGCUCAAGCAACCGCUGGUCAAUCUCCAUGAGAUUCAGAAGCGGCAGAAUCUAGUGGAGAUGUUCGUGAAUGAUUUGAAUACGCAGCGGAUGCUGCAGGACGAAUACCUGAAGCUACUACCCGACAUGCACCGACUGAGCAAGCGAUUCCAGCGCCAGGCUGCGACGCUCGAGGACGUUGUUCGCGUCUACCAGGCCGUCGAGCAACUUCCUGGGCUCAUAUCUACUCUCGAGGCCAUGCAGCCCGAAGAGGACGGCUACCAAGCCUUGCUUGAAGAGACAUAUCUCGUGCAACUACGCAAGUUCAACGAGACGCUGGAAAAGUACGCCGAAAUGGUACAGCAGACGAUUGACCUGGACGCUUUGGAGCGCCAUCAGUUCGUAAUCAAGCCCGAACACGACGCCAAGUUGGCGGCCCUGAGUGAAAAGAUCCAGGCUGCACAAGCGGGAAUGGACGAGGAGCACGAGUCCGUGGCUGAUGACCUUGGAUUGGACAAGACGAAGAAGCUGCAUCUGGAGAACACCACGCAGUAUGGAUAUUGUUUCCGGGUGACACAAAAAGACGGGAAGAACAUGGCGAAAAAGUAUGUGGAGCUGGGUAUCACCAAGUCGGGCGUGCACUUCAGAACCGAAACGCUCCGCGGAUUGGCCGAGGACUUCAAGGAUGCGAGCGAUAAGUACGCUCGUGCACAGGCUGAUCUUGUCAAAGAGGUCGUUAGCAUCGCAGCAACUUACACUCCGGUGCUCGAGUCAUUGGAUCAUAUCAUUGCCCAUCUGGACGUCAUCUUAAGUUUCGCGCAUGUGUCCAUCAGUGCGCCAGAACCUUUUAUUAGACCCAAGGUCACGGAGCGAGGGACGGGCGACCUGGUGCUCAGAGAUGCACGGCAUCCCUGCCUGGAGGUUCAAGAUGAUAUCACAUUCAUUCCAAACGACGUCGAGAUGGUCAAAGACCAGAGCGAGUUCCAGAUCAUCACUGGGCCCAACAUGGGCGGAAAAUCCACGUACAUCCGCCAAGUAGGCGUUAUCGCUUUGAUGGCGCAGACAGGAUGUUUUGUGCCGUGCUCAGAUGCGCGCUUACCCAUCUUCGAUUCCGUACUGUGUCGUGUCGGAGCGGGCGACAGUCAACUGAAGGGCGUGUCGACGUUCAUGGCAGAGAUGCUGGAAACGGCUACGAUUCUACGCACUGCGACGAAGGACUCGUUGAUCAUCAUUGACGAGCUAGGCAGAGGGACAUCGACUUAUGAUGGAUUCGGACUGGCUUGGGCGAUUUCAGAACACAUUGCAUCCGAAAUCCACGCAUUCUGUCUGUUCGCCACCCACUUCCACGAGCUCACUGCGCUUGACCAGCAGCUGUCGCACGUCAAGAAUCUGCAUGUUGUUGCACAUGUUGACGACGCCGACGAGCAGCAACAGCAGCAGAUCACGCUUCUGUACAAAGUCGAAGCUGGGAUCUCGGACCAAAGCUUCGGAAUCCACGUCGCCCAGAUCGCCGGCUUCCCCGAACGCGUAGUGAAGCUCGCGAAGAGGAAGGCCGACGAGCUGGAAGAUUUCGGCGUCGAAAGGCAAGAGGCUGUCGACGACGAUCCCGCGAUGACUGAGGAAGGCAUGCGGAUCGUGGAGGAGUUGUUUGCUGCGUGGGCUGCUGAACAAGACCAGGAGAUGCCUGACGCGGCGGACGAGGAUGUCUCUAUGGAGGACGAUGAUUUCGCCGACCUCGCUAGUCUCAAACGCUGUGUGGAGCAGUACAGAUCCAGGAUAGAGGCGAACCCGUGGCUGGGAAAACUGUUGGAAGGGCUCGCUUGAGCUUUGGAGGAGCGAUCAAACCGGCUCAUACUGAUAUUGCUAUCUUGCUGUUCUGCUCUUAAUAUUUGCAUUAUUGUUGUAUAUUAUUCAUCCCACUACAUAGAUAACCGCGAACUCUAACUGGGCGUUCUCCGUAACAUCGCAACCAAUUGUUUCG